AUGUCUCUAAAGACUUUAGUGACUCUGGAUGCAAUGACAUUAACUCAAUUGCCGUUAUAUUUUCAUUGCAGAGUUGGUAUGGGAAGCGAGGCAUCAACGCAGGGUGAUGUGUAUAGUUUUGGUAUCAUCUUACUUGAAAUGUUAACUGGGAAAAGACCAACAGAUGACAUGUUUGGCGGCAAUUUAAGCCUUCAUGAUUUCGUUAGGAAUGCCAUACCUGAUGGAGCACUUGAGAUAGUAGAUCCAGUUCUUAAUUUUGAAGAGGAAGAAAUAAGCAGAGAGAGAUCUCAAAUUCCAAGGUUCAUGAGAAGGCAAAAAAUGGUAGAGGGUUUAAUUUCCUUAUUUGGAGUUGGUAUUGAUUGUUCAAUGUAUGAUUCAAGUAAAAGAAAAAACAUGAAGGAGGUUGUUAGAGAGUUGUGUUCUAUAAGAGAUUCUCUUGUUGGUUGUACAAUAUGA
This is a messenger RNA of Solanum stenotomum, 456 nucleotides long. Its product is annotated as probable LRR receptor-like serine/threonine-protein kinase At3g47570. Bases 1 to 456 code for a protein of 151 amino acids. The record is from RefSeq and is a predicted model, not a curated record. Lineage: Eukaryota; Viridiplantae; Streptophyta; Magnoliopsida; Solanales; Solanaceae. The transcript has a single exon.